Molecule: messenger RNA, 3092 nt
Organism: Ostrinia furnacalis (Asian corn borer)
Lineage: Eukaryota; Metazoa; Arthropoda; Insecta; Lepidoptera; Crambidae
Gene: Prp5
Product: pre-mRNA processing factor 5
Exons: 18
Coding region: 84-3092 (1002 amino acids)
Molecular function (GO): RNA helicase activity; nucleic acid binding; ATP binding
Source: RefSeq, a predicted model, not a curated record
CAAAAUGUCAGCACGCGUGUCGUGUUUGAUUUCAUGAAAUAUUUACCAUAGUGAUAGUAAAACCAGCAUAUUUUGAUUAAAUCAUGGUUAGGAGUGGGCGUGACCGCGACCGAGAUCGCGAACGUAGUAGACGCUCUCCUAGUAGAUCAGCAACUCCAGAGCGAAAACGGAGACGAUCCCGCUCCAGGAGUCGUGACAGGAGCUCCAAGUCUUCUAAGAGGAAGCGUAGUCGCAGCAGAGACCGUGAAUCUAAGAGAGAUAGAGACAGUCACAGGGAUCGUAAGAGUGACAAGCGGGAUGACAAACGGAAUGGAACCAGUAGUAAGUCGUCCAGGAAAAAGUCCCCAGACAAAGACAGGUCUAAGUCGAGAGAGAAGGCAGUCAAAAAUGAACCUGUGGAAUAUGACAUUGGAUCUGCUGAUAAGGAAGAAGAACAGAGCAGAUUGGAACAAGAGAUGCAAAAGCGUCGCGAUCGCAUCGAGAGAUGGCGCGCUGAGCGCAAACGCAAAGAACUGGAGUCCGCUAAAAAGGAGGUGCAGAAAGGCAGCAUCGUUUCAAACAUUCAAGUGCCCGCUGUUAAAAAAUGGUCUUUAGAGGAUGACUCUGGGGACGAAGAUGGUGAAUCCAAAGAGAAACAAGCUGCCGAAGAAAAGAAAGAGAAAGAAGACGAAAUUGAUCCUCUAGAUGCGUAUAUGCAAGAAGUGCAACAGGAGGUGCGUAAAGUUAACCAGAUGGACCAAGCGAAAGGAAUAAUCAGUGUACCAACAACAGGUGGCACUGGAAUUGUCAUUCUCACUGGAACUGCUAAGAAAAAGGUCACGGAACAGAAGAACAAAGGGGAGCUGAUAGAACAGAACCAAGACGGUCUGGAGUAUUCCUCAGAGGAAGAAACGGAGGAUAUAAAGGAUGCAGCAGCGAACCUCGCAUCCAAACAGAGGAAGGAGCUGGCUAAGGUGGACCAUGCCAGUCUUCAAUACAUGCCUUUUAGGAAGGCAUUCUACACAGAGGUCAACGAACUAUCAAGGAUGACGUCAGACGAAGUGGAGGCGUAUCGAACAGAACUGGAAGGCAUCCGAGUGAAGGGCAAGGGCUGCCCCAAGCCCAUCAGGACUUGGGCCCACUGUGGCAUCAGCAAAAAAGAGCUGGAUAUACUGAAGAAGCUGGGCUUUGAGAAACCAACGCCUAUACAGGCUCAGGCUAUACCUGCGAUUAUGUCUGGAAGGGACCUAAUAGGCAUAGCAAAGACAGGCUCAGGCAAGACCCUUGCCUUCAUCCUGCCUAUGUUCAGACAUGUCCUGGACCAGCCUCCUUUAGAGGACACAGACGGGCCUAUAUCCCUCAUCAUGACGCCUACGAGGGAACUGUGCAUGCAGAUUGGGAAGGAUAUAAAGAAGUUUGCGAAGUCCUUGGGACUGAGGGUCGUGUGCGUUUAUGGUGGCACGGGCAUAUCGGAACAGAUAGCAGAAUUAAAACGCGGUGCAGAAAUGAUAGUGUGUACUCCAGGCCGCAUGAUAGACAUGUUGGCGGCCAACUCGGGGCGUGUGACCAACCUUCGACGCGUCACAUACAUUGUAUUGGACGAAGCCGAUCGAAUGUUUGACAUGGGAUUUGAGCCACAGGUAAUGAAGAUCAUAGACAACGUGCGGCCGGAUCGGCAGACGGUGAUGUUUAGCGCUACCUUCCCGCGGCAGAUGGAGGCUCUAGCGCGGCGGAUACUGCAGAAACCUAUUGAGAUACAGGUCGGCGGCAGAAGCGUAGUGUGCAAAGAAGUGGAGCAACACGUGGCCAUUCUAGAAGAAGACGCGAAGUUCUUCAAACUUCUGGAACUUCUGGGCCUGUACAGCCAAAUGGGCAGCAUUAUAGUCUUCGUGGAUAAGCAGGAGAAUGCCGACAGUCUUCUCAAGGACCUGAUGAAGGCUUCUUACUCCUGCAUGAGCCUGCAUGGAGGGAUUGAUCAAUUCGACAGGGACUCCACCAUCGUGGACUUCAAAUCGGGCAAGGUGAAGCUGCUUGUCGCUACCAGUGUAGCUGCGAGAGGCCUCGACGUCAAACAGCUGGUGUUGGUCGUUAACUACGACUGCCCGAACCACUACGAGGAUUAUGUGCAUAGAUGCGGCAGGACCGGCCGAGCAGGCAACAAGGGCUUCGCCUGGACAUUCCUAACGCCAGAACAAGGGCGCUACGCGGGCGACGUGUUAAGGGCGUUCGAACUCGCUGGAGUCACCCCUCCCGUCGAGCUACGCCAGUUGUGGGAGAAGUAUAAGGAUGCUCAAGAAAAGGAUGGGAAGAAGGUGCACACUGGUGGAGGAUUUAGUGGCAAAGGAUUCAAAUUCGACGAGUCCGAAGCCCAAGCGGCUACAGAGAAGAAGAAAUACCAGAAGGCGGCCCUCGGGCUCCAAGACUCGGAUGAUGAAGACGUUGAGGGUGAUCUGGACCAACAGAUCGAGGUGAUGCUCGCCGCCAAGAAGAUCGUCAAGGAAAUUAAGCCCGGCGUGGGCGCUCCCGGCUUACCAGCAGGCGCAGCAGCGCCUAGCGGAGCCGAUGGAAAACUUGAACUGGCUCGAAGACUAGCGUCACGUAUUAACUUGGCCAAAGGGCUAGGUGCCGAGCAGAAGGGCGCCACGCAACAAGCCGCCGAGGCUAUACUGAAGGGCGCGCCGUCCGCACACACGCUUAUCACUGCAAAGACCGUAGCCGAGCAACUGGCUGCUAAACUCAACACUCGUCUCAACUACCAGCCGCGCGACGAGAGCGCGUCCGAACCGGCUGAAGAAGUGUUCCGCAAGUACGAAACCGAGCUCGAGAUCAACGACUUCCCGCAGCAGGCCCGCUGGAGGGUCACCAGCAAGGAGGCGUUGGCGCUUAUUAGCGAGUACAGCGAGGCUGGUAUAACCGUCAGGGGUACAUACGUGCCCCCGGGCAAACAGCCGCCCGAAGGCGAACGCAAACUGUACCUCGCCAUAGAGAGCUCCCAGGAACUAGCCGUGGCGAAAGCCAAGUCGGAGAUCACGCGGCUCAUAAAGGAGGAGCUCCUGAAACUGCAGACCUCCGCCCACCACAUGGUCAACAAGGCUAGAUAUAAGGUCCUUUAA